Molecule: messenger RNA, 5251 nt
Organism: Schistosoma margrebowiei
Lineage: Eukaryota; Metazoa; Platyhelminthes; Trematoda; Strigeidida; Schistosomatidae
Source: the annotation of a GenBank genome assembly
CUAAACAUAAACUUAUUGACGACUGGACAUAACAAUUCGCUUAGAGUUGCUGGGAUCAAGUAAACAAAGGUUAACCUCGCCUGAGGUUUUUAUUUAUCUACUAUGGAUUUGAAAACUCAUGAAAUUCAUUCAGGUCAUUUUAUGGUUAGCAUUCUUGAAGAUUCUGAGGAUGAGACAGAACAUUCGAAUGAUGUAUUCACUCAAAACGUCACUACAUGCAGCUCCAAAGAUAACAGUAAUCAGUCAACUAUUAAGGAUAAAAACAGACUGAUUUUUGAGAACUUAGCUUCUCUUUUCAAGUAUUUGGAGAUCGCUUAUAGUGGAAAGCUGACGAGCCCGAAAUGGGACAAAUUUCGUGGACUAAGAUUUGCAAUAAAAAAUAAAAUCCGACUCAACAACAUAGUUUGGAGAGAAUACCACAUGCAAUAUGUCAAAAAAUUAAAGCCAGUUGUUGUUCAAUUCCAGACACCUGUAUAUGAAGAUCAUUCUAAAACUGAAGCAGUUAUAUUAGAAGGAAAAUAUUGGAAAAGGCGCGUAAGUACUUUGUGUAAAGAGUAUCGCCUUUGGAGAGCAUUUGCCAAAAACAGGAUAUACAGUUCUCAAAACAGACAAAUUAUACAAUGUGCCAAUGAACUACUCGAAGGGUCGGAUCUAUAUCCUUAUCAAUUUAGUGAUCUAUCAAAGAAUACGUCUUCAAAACUUAUGGAGGAAAUAAUGAUGGACAUAGAUGAGAAUCUGGAUUUGUUUUUUGAUCAACCUAUAACAUUUCCAAAUCGACGAGAUUUACCUAUCUUGGGAAACGCUGAUAUAAUGCAACCAGGUUUGCAACAACUCCAACCCGAUAGAAGUUCAUGCGACGACAUAUCGUGUAAUAUUUUUCAGUCUAUUGACCCCAAUUCGACAUUUCAAUGUAGUUCUUCUGAUGCACAUUCGUGUGAAUAUGCAUGGUCUAGCUCGUACUACCCAUUUAACAAAUAUAUGUGUGAAGCAACAUUUUCAAACAUAACUACACCUCUUCCAGAGACCAAACAAAAUUGUAACCUACCUCUUGUUGAACGUCUUAGCGUAGUAGAUUCGUCUUCCCAAAUCUGCUCAUCAUUUUUGUCAGGUAAUCGUAAAUCUGGUCUUUUGGAUUUGGCUACUACCAGUAGUGAAGGGUGUGGACCUUAUUUAAAUAACAGUGUUAGUGAAACAGAUUACCAUGGUCUCCAUCCUUAUCGACCAUCGUUUCCUGUGUCUCAGAAGCGCUACUUCCAACAUCAACCCAGAGUUGCUGGUCAGCACCAAAGCAGCAACCAUUCUGUUAGCAUGGAAUCAAAUUAUGGAUUAACUACAGGUUCAAUACACACAAAAGGUCACGUGGCUGAACCCAUAAAAUCGUUUGGUUAUCGUGUAGAAUCGAAUAAAGAAAAAAGCAAUCAUACAAACAAAUCUGCUCUUCUAAAUGCCUUACUGCGUGGUAGUAGCAUUGGUCAAAAUUUGAACUCGCCCAGUGAUUGCAUGGACACUAGUGCAUUUCAGGAAACUUCGAAGUGUUCGUCUCCCUUACUUUGUAAUGCUCUAAGCAAUUCGGGAAACUGCUUUGAUAGUUCAUCCAACAAACACCUAAUCCACCUCAACGAUUCAUCAAAUAAGUCAGUUCAGGUCGAAAAAGGCCCCAAUCUUCUUACAAAUACAAAAGGGUUAUCAGAUUCUUACGCUCAUCCUAGUUAUUCAUACAAUGAUCAUUCAUCCAUUAAUUCAAUAAAUACAGUACAGAAUGUUGACAUCCCCAGGAUUAACUCGUUGAAUGUUGCGGAUAGUAUAUCAGCUCCAGUGGAUAACUAUGGGGUGUCUGGUGACUGUUCCGUAACUCAGAACCAUGAGCCUGAUCUGUCUGUUUUGACACCAACUGUAUCUCGAGCAGAUGGUUCAUCUUUUCUAAUCUCUCAUAAUCUUUUGGUAAAAAAUUGCAGGACGGAAUCUAUUGGCUUCGGUGUUACUGACCUUUUAAUGCGAGGUUCCAAUAAUUACUUCAAUAAAACUGAAGUGAUUUCUCAACAAAGCUCAGUUGAUUCACAUAAGUCUCUUGGUCUACCGCUAGAACGAAAAAAUUCAAACGUACAAACUUUGGAUCCAAACGGUUCUGCCGUACAAAGUACACAGGGAAACCCAAGUUAUUUGGUUGAUGUCAGCGCUGUUCCUUCUCAGAAUUCACAAGACUCCAUCCUUAUUUUCAAGGGAAAUAACGGGCUUUCUACACCAAUCCAUGGAAGUCUUUCUGUUUCAUCGAAUACAGGUUUUAAUUUCUCUAGUCGUAAUUCUGGUCCGUGCACAAUCCCUAGUAGUUCACUUUCAGAAUCGAAUAUGUUUGCUCUACCAAGUAAUGAACUUAGGAAUGCAUACACAGAAGAUUCUAAUUCUGAGCUGGAAACUUUGGUACCUGGAAGUUGGACUGAACCACAGAUUUUUCCGCAUGCAAUCAAUAUUUCACUAAAUGAUAUGGAUCAACUUCCUAAAGCGUCAGUCACAAGUGAUAAAUGUUUAAACGUAUCUAAGAUUAUCGAAAGUAAUCCAUCGAUGCUUGGACGUUCCAGUUCAGCUGGGAAUUUAUUCUCACUUCAACAUAAUCAAAUUCCUAGUUGUUCGAUACAGGGUUCAGCAACUACUACAUCGAGUUUUGGAAGUACAGAGAUUUUAUCUCCAAUGUUUUCUAACCAUAAAGGAUUUCUGUAUGCUACUUCACCAUCGUGUUCUCCACCUUCGGUUUCAGAACAAAAUGAUCAACAAGCUAAACAUAUUCUAGGUAAUUCCUCUGAAGAACGACGACGUCAAUCCAUGCAGUCUGGUUUACAAACUUUACGACAACUGUUAAAAUUACACUCCAAUUUAGAUAAUCUUGGUGGUAGUAACCGUCUGACAGCUCGCAGACAUCUUAGCAAUCUAGAAAUGCCUUCCAUAUCUGGGACUUAUUCAUUUGGGGAUACAGAUAUGCCUAGUGAAAUGCUUAGCGUUGGAUUACGUCCAUCAAAUGGGUUGGAUUUUACAUCUGAUGAACAAAUGAUGUCUUCAGGAACCGAAGUUGGUGGUACUGCUCGAGCAUCUAAAGCUGCAACAUUAAGAAGUGCUGCAGAACUAAUAAGAAAAUUAAGAGAUGAGAGAAAUGUAUUAGAAACACAAUGUACAAAUCUUAAGGGCGAAGUAAAAGCUUUGAAAAGUGCAAUUAACCUUUUUUGUGAAAAAUUGCCCCCCUCCAAUUCAUCAUCUACAAGGUCAAUAUCAGAUCAAAAUUUAAAUUCUUACUAUUCUGAAUGGUUUCGUGCAUAUGUGCUGAAACAAACUGAAGUUAAUUGGAAAUUUUAUAUAUUUAGUUUAAUAAUUGGUAGAAUUUUCAAGUCUUAUUGUAAUACAACAAUUUCAAGUUCACGUGAUCAAUUUAUCCGAUCUGUAUAUGGUUGGUUAGAUGCUAAUUGUUCCCUGGUACAACUAAGACCUGUGAAAUAACGACUCGUGUUUUAUCCUGUUAGUCGCCGUCCAACAUAUGGUAAAUAUGUAACUAGAGGCGCUAUCAAGGUAUUCGCCCAAGUAAUACAUAUAACAGCUGACACUGGUCAGAUGCAGCCUUGAACAUGAACAGUUGCAAAAUAUAAAACCGUAAAAUUUAAUAGUAAUGAGUAAAUUAUGUAGCAGAUCAGAACGCGCUACUGAACUGUACACAAAACUCUUGGUGACAAUUGAUAUUUAUUAAACUGUAAUGCAAGCUUUAUGCACUCUUGGGAAAACAACUUCUGUUUUACAAGAACCGAACAAAUUACCUGAACAAUCUAGAUCAUUGUCUAUCACGAAUUUAUUUUGAAACUGUAUAAAAAAAAUGCUGUAAUUAUAAAAUCUAUCGGUUUUCCCCCCUUUUUUUAUACUAUGGAUCAAUAGAUAACUACAUUUCACUUGUAUUUCAACGCUCCAAACAAUCCAUUUUAGCGUGCGUUUAUUUUGUUCUAGUUAUUAUUUUCUGUUAUUGAUAACCAUUCAUCUUUUUUCUUUUCUUCUAACAUAAUUAUCACUAGUGAUUCUUUCAUUUUUCUAUUUGAAUCAAUCAGACAAAUAUGAAAACAAAAUCAGAUCUGUUUUUUGUUUUUGCCAUUCUAGUCAAUAUGUGAUUAUUUUCCCUUUCAUAACUAAGUAUAUAUAUUUUUUCUGUUUCCGUAUUACUAUUCCGCGUUCUUCUUUUCAUUUACUAUUAAUGGAUUAAGAUAUACACGUAUAUUUUUCUAUAAAAGAGUUGUGGUAAAUUGAAAUUUAGUUUACCGCCUUAUAUGUACUGUAGUUCUAUUUGGUGAUUGAAUGACAUCGAAUACCACCUUACUUACUUACUGUUGGCUAACCAGCUAACUGCCGAAAUCUAUACCCUCUGUAUGUAGAAUCUAUUUUUGCUUAGAAUUAUUUUUGUUCUUAGAAUAUUUUAUUUCGUAUUUCUGUUCAUUAUAUUUUUUAAGCUAAUCAUUUUACUUAUCUAAUUCCAAUCCUUUCCAAAUGUAUCCGUCCAUCUUUACACACUAGAUAUUACACAAUAAUAUUUACAUGCCUAUAUUGUUUUUUUUUUGGUGAGUACACAAUUUCAUGUUAUUGUUUUAUUUGUAAUUUCUUAAUUGAUCACGUGACUAACACUUUAUAUGAUGUAAUUAACUAUGAUAUGAUGUUGUUGUAGGUUCAGCCUGUUUGGACAUUGCUUGUCAUAAGAAGUCGAUUUAAAUAUCCUUUUUCUUUCUUAUCUACAUGUGUUUCAUUUGUUUCUGGUUCGUCUGACUUUAUUUAUAUUUUUAUUGCUUUUUUGUAUUUUCUUUUGGCGUAUGAACGAACAACUGUUUUUGGACAUUGCGAUGUGGUUUUACUUCUUUAUCUGCUUAUCUAUCUAGCUAUCUAUCACUUUCCCUAAUCAGAUCAUUAGUUUUUUUUUAUUUUACAGAAAAUUAUUUUAGUUAUUUAUUUAAAAACGAAAUUCCUCGUCCUAAUCCAACCAGAUAUUACUGUGUCUGUAUUUUUUUAAAGUUCCCUUUAACUUACAUUACUUUAUAUUUGUUUCUUGGUACUUUUCUUUUGUCACCUUUCUACUAAUAUAUUUAUGAUAAAAAAGGAAGUAUACUUACACGAUUAUUUUAGAUUAUCUAGGCUUGUAUAAUCUAUUUGAUGCAAUAAUUUCGUAAUUUUUGUUUCUGUUGUACAUCAUCUUUUGAAAUAUAGAAUAAUAAAAAGAAAAGAACAAUACUCGAUCUAU